Cladocopium goreaui is the source of this 181-nucleotide messenger RNA. NCBI's taxonomy places the organism in Eukaryota, Dinophyceae, Suessiales, Symbiodiniaceae. The record is from the annotation of a GenBank genome assembly.
GUUCUCGACUCCAUCAGCAGAUUUGCAUUCCUCAAGGGACUCUUGCCGGAUUCCAGGGGCGGCGGACAUCAAACGAUUACUGAAAGCCAAGGCAGCACAUGAGCAACGCGUGAAAGUGGUACAAGCUCGAGUGCAGAUCUUGAAGUCCCAAGAGCAACAAAUUUGGAAGGACUGGAUGUAA